AGGAGGAGGAGGAGGAUGGCAGUGGCGAUGGCGGCGGGGCCGGUGGCGCUGAGGCGGGCGGGGGCGGCGGCGCGGGUCCUCACCCGCGGCAUCCUCACCCGCGCGGGGCGGCCCCGCCACCGCGGGCCGCUGCCGCGCACGCCCUGGACCACGCGCGGGCCUCCGCCGGAGGUGCUGGCGCGGAUGGUGGAGCGGCGGCCGGUUCGGAAGCAGGUGGAGCUGGACACCAUCACGUGCGCGGGACGGCAGUACCACAUACCCGGCCUGGCUUGGCCGCGCUUCCCGCCCUGGGACCGCGGCUGGCACGACCCCUGGCACUCGCUGGGGCCGCGCUACGAGGAGAUGCCGCUGUACAAGGAGCGGGGGUGCUACAUCUGCCACCAGGGUGUCCGAAUGCUGGAAGGGGUGCGGCAGGCGCAGUGGCUCACCAAGACGAAGCUGGUGGAAGGUUUGCCUCUAUCCGUGCAGAGCAUCCUGGACAACCCGGCCCAUGGGCUGCAGGAGCACGAGGAGCGGGUGAAGGACGCGAUCUCACACGCGCGGUUCUGGGACACCAGAGAGGUUGCUCCCAAGAGGGACCGUUUCUGCCCAGUGCUGUUUGAAGACUUGAUACAUUUAUGCCGGUUAAUGUCUAGGAAGUAUCCUGCUCUGAGUAAAAGGAUGUUGGCUAGAAACUACAGGAUAGCAGCAACAUGGGAAAGAGAAUCCGUUCUCCUUCAGGUCCGUGGCCUGAAUGGAAUACUCAUGAACUCUAUGGCCCCAAUACCACCAGUAGCCUCCAAGGAGGAGAUCCUAGCCACCAAAGAACAUGUUCUGGAGACCUUCCAUCCCAUCUUGCCUACAAUUGAUCUUCAGGAGGUGAAUGUGUACAAAGAGCUCAAUGACACAGGUUUCAGAGAUGGUUAUCCCUACUCUCAUCCUCACACUCUGUUCUUCCUGGAGUCAGCCAUCAUUUGCCCUGACAGGUUCAGACCAGAACAGCUCCGUGCUAAAAUGCUGAUGUUUGCUUUUGGCAACGCGCUGGCCAAGGCCAAGGCGCUGUAUGGGAAUGAUCCCAAGGUUUUGGAGCAGCCAAUAGUGGUGCAAAGCAUUGGCACAGAUGGCCAGCUCUUCCAGUUCAUGGUGUUCCAGUUAAAUACAACAGACCUUGUCUCUAACGAUGGCAUAAAAAAUCUAGUGUGGAUUGACUCCGAUCAGAAACUGUAUGAAACAGCCCAGUGUGUUCCAAAAAUCAAGAAGAGAGUUGUAGUGAAGCCCGUUGGAAUUCAUGGCUUUCAGCCAGACACAUUCAAGAAGUUUCUGGCACUGUAUCUGCAUGGAACUGUGUGAAAUUCAGCUCAAAUGAAAAUACUUCACCAACUGUACCUGCUGCUUCUCUUUGCCAGAACCAUCACAUAAUUAAAGAAAGGUGGAUUAAUUUACUUUUAAAAAUAAAUUAUAUCGUUACUGAAAGUAAAAUAUUUUUUUUAAACUAAA
Molecule: messenger RNA, 1476 nt
Organism: Lepidothrix coronata (blue-crowned manakin)
Lineage: Eukaryota; Metazoa; Chordata; Aves; Passeriformes; Pipridae
Gene: MRPL37
Product: mitochondrial ribosomal protein L37
Exons: 7
Coding region: 16-1329 (437 amino acids)
Biological process (GO): translation
Cellular component (GO): ribosome; mitochondrion
Molecular function (GO): structural constituent of ribosome
Source: RefSeq, a predicted model, not a curated record